Molecule: messenger RNA, 2649 nt
Organism: Periconia digitata
Lineage: Eukaryota; Fungi; Ascomycota; Dothideomycetes; Pleosporales; Periconiaceae
Source: the annotation of a GenBank genome assembly
ACUAUAUUGAAAGUCCGCACACACAGGAUCGCGCUCGCGCUUCAUUACUCAACUUUUGUGAAAACCGUCCUUGCUAUCAUGACAUCGCAUUUCGUAAGCUGGGACAAGCCCGCUGCGGGCUCUGCAAUCAAAUUCUGGAACGAUGAUGAGUUUCUGAGUUGGGAUAAGCCGACGCCAGGGACGAAAGAGCGGCUACUCCCAAAAAAAGGUCCAGUGACCAAGUCCACUAAACCAGCUGAAGUCCCAAACGGGAAGAAAACUGAAAUCGUGGGCAAGAGCUCGACAAAGACGUCAGAUACAUCUGUGGGACAUGAACUCCUCGGCUCUAGGAACGACAAAACCAAUGGAUCAGAGAUCUCGUGGCUAAACACUCUCGAAACGAAAAACGUAUCUUGGUUGGCCGAACAUGUCUUCCUCAAUCACAUAUUAUUCCCCACUAGCGGCUACGUCUCUAUGGUCCUCCAAGCGGUGAACGAAUUGACCAACGGAAAAUCAUCUUCCUACACACUGAGAGAUACACAAUUCACAUCGGCUCUCCUACUCGACUCAAACUCGAACGUUCAGCUCAAGACUAAGCUUCAACGCAUCGAGAACGCUGCUGGCAAGGAAAUUUGGUACAAAUUCCAGAUUGCAUCGUCUUCCGGUAAUGGUAAAUGGACAGAGAGAUGCAUUGGGCAAGUUUCCGCCCAGCAGUCACCCAAUCCUGAUCCUGCACCUGCUCUAGGCCAAAAAGACCCACUGGCAAGACUUGUCGCGCAGAACUACUGGUACGAUGUCAUCGCAGACGCCGGACUUCGCUAUGGCUCGAGUUUUCAAAGAUUGUCCGAGAUAUCCACCGGUGCAUCAGAUAUGAAGGCAAUUGCCUCAGGUUCAGAGGUGGAAAACACGGCGAAAUAUGUCCUUCACCCGGCGACAAUAGAACAGUGUGUGCAAAUCUUGAUGAUCGCCAAAGCUCAAGGACAAGGUCGAAAGCUACGAAAAUUGUCAACACCGAGCUACAUUAAAGACCUUGUGAUACGGGCCGGCGUAACUGGAGCAUUGAGACUGGAGGGGAAGUGUACUAACACUGGACCGAAUGGUUUUAUUGGCGAUGCCUCCAUGACGUCUAGUGAGGGUCGAUCGGUCCUUUCUAUUCAAGGCUGCAAAAUGUCUACUAUCUCCAGUGACUUACAAAAGAUGCAAAGCAAGCUUUUUUCGACUACGAAAUGGAUCGAUGCGACGCUGAAGACUGCCCUUCGCCCUGAGAAGCGGAUCACCCUUUUACUGCCAAACAGUAGCAACCCCUUCUGCAACACCGUUCAAAAGUACCUCAAAGACAACAAAAUCGACUACGACACUUGCAGUCUAGAAGACGGUCUACCGACAGGCCAAGAUAUUAUCUCACUUCUAGACUUUGGCGAACCUCAUGUGUACAAUUUCACCGAAGCCAGUUUCCAGAACUUCACCACCAAGAUGUCCGCUUUCAAGGGCUCUGUGUUGUGGGUGACGCCCUCGGCGCAGACGGUGUGCAAGGAUCCCAACACGUCGAUGAUUGUCGGGCUAGCGAGAACGCUAAGAGUGGAAUUGAGGAAGGACUUUACCACCGUUGAGGUGGACAGUGAGGACCCGGACGCUACCAAAAGAAUCUUCCAGGUGUACCAAAAUCUUAAGAACCGACCUAAGAGCAAAGAUGUGGAUCCCGACUAUGAGUACGCAGUGGUGGAUGGAGCAAUCAAGACACCCCGACUGCACUGGACCACGACAGAAGAGGAAAUUGCAUCAAACGCAAGCAGUGGAGCUACAGAAAUCCCCGUUAGCUUCCGGUCCGAUGCGUGCUACUUCCUUGUCGGAGGGCUGGGUGGCCUUGGCCGGGAAAUUUCCCGCUGGAUGGUGGAGAAUGGCGCUCGCCAUCUCCUCUAUUUAUCUCGCUCCGCAAAAGAGAGUGCGGACACCACACCUUUCUUUGACGAGUUAAGAAGCCAGGGAUGUUCGAUCUCGACGUUUGCAGGGAGCGUAAACAGUUUGGAGGAUGUGGAAGCGGCCGUGAAGCAAGCAACGAAGCCAAUUGCAGGUGUCAUGCAAAUGUCUGCCGUGAUGAGGGACAAUUUCCUAUCACAAAUGACAUUCAACGACUGGCAAACAUGUGUACAGCCCAAAGUAAAAGGAACGUGGAACCUCCACAACGCACUCUCCAAGUCGCCUCUAGACUUCUUCCUGCUCUUUUCCUCAAUCUGCGGAAUCACUGGUCAAUGGGGACAAGCCAACUACAACUCGGCCAAUUCCUUCCUCGACGCCUUCGUAAAGUACCGCCACGGUCAAGGCCUCGCCGCGUCCGUCAUCGAUAUCGGCUUCAUGGGCGGUGUCGGCAUGGCGACAGAGAACGCAGCGCUCGUCACGAACCUCAAGAAGAGCGGGUACUACUUUUUGUCGGAACCGGACCUUAUCGAUGCCCUCGCGAUUUCCAUUGCUCAUUCCCGACCUGGAGACGCAAAAAGCCAUUUUGCGCUCGGUAUCACUACUACGAAACUCAUCACUGCACCUAGUUGUCGGCCAGCAUGGAAAAAGGACGCGAGGAUGUCGGAGGCUCAUCAAUAUACCCCGCCGGGCGAGCCCAACUUGGAAGAGGUGAGGAGUCUUGUUGAUGGCGCGCUUGGAAAUGCUUCGCGUUGA